AUGACACCCAGAAUUUUUGUCACUGGCGCCACUGGCUACAUUGGCGGCCACACUACUGGAGAGCUGAUCACCGCUCACCCCGAGUACCAAAUCGUGACACUCGUCCGGAAUGAAGAACAAGCAGCAAAGCUCCAGGCUCACUGGCCGGCUAUCACCACUGUCAUUGGAACUCUGGAUGACGACAAGGUUAUCAAGGAAGAGAGCGCCAAAGCGAAUGUGGUUCUGCAGCUCGCGAGCUCCGACCAUAUUCCGGUUGUGAAGUCUGCCAUUGCCGGACUAGCGACUGGAGGCGGCAAAUUGAUUCACAUCUCUGGUACCGGAGUUCUCAAUGACAUGUCGACUGGCCCUGGUAACCCAUCACCGAGGGUGUACGACGACGUGGAAGACCUUGAGGACAUCACUUCGCUUCCGGAGACUGCUUUCCACCGUGAUGUCGAUGAUGCCGUUCUGACCGGAGGAUCGCUGCACGGUGUAGGCACUGCGAUUAUUUGCCCUCCCCUCAUAUAUGGUGUGGGACAGGGUCCGAUCAAGAAGAGAAGCAUGCAGAUCCCCUUCCUCAGUGAGGCAAUUUUGAAGAGAGGACGUGGCUUCACCGUUGGUGCGGGCAAGAAUAUUUGGGAUCAUAUCUAUGUCGGAGACUUGGCGAAGGCAUGUGUGCUCCUGAUUGAGGAAGCACUCAAGCCGCAAGGCGGAUCUGCUCAGUGGGGCUCGGAAGGCUACUACUUUGCUGAGUCGGGUGAAUUCGCAUGGAAGGAUGUUGCCGAAAAGAUUACCCAGGCCACCAAGGAACUUGAAAAAAUUCAGAGCGCAGAAGUUGAUCAACUGUCUGUCGAUGAGGCCUGCAAGUUUCACCCGUGGGCUCCGGUCUUGUGGGGAGGAAACUGCCGCAGCAGAGCGACGCGUCUUCAGUCACUGGGCUGGAAGCCCCAGGGUCCAACGAUUUGGGAGUCUCUUCCUGCCAUGGUCAAGGCCGAGGUGGAUGCACUUGCCAAUUGA
Molecule: messenger RNA, 996 nt
Organism: Penicillium longicatenatum
Lineage: Eukaryota; Fungi; Ascomycota; Eurotiomycetes; Eurotiales; Aspergillaceae
Exons: 3
Coding region: 1-996 (331 amino acids)
Source: RefSeq, a predicted model, not a curated record